UGGGCAUCUUUUAUUGGUUCCUCACCAUCGCCCACUAACCGACGAACCCAUCGAUAAAUGUUCUUGAGAAGAGUAGCUGUCGCCGGGAAGCGGUCAAUGUCAGCCAUGUCGCAAUCCAUGACUCCGAUGGAAGAUGCUCUGCGGGCAAAGAUCACAGACGCGCUGAAGCCAACUGCACUUGAGGUCUUCAACGAUUCACAUAAACACGCACAUCACAAAGCCAUGCAAGGAUCAACAAGCAGAGAGACUCACUUCCGUGUCUUCAUCACAUCUUCAGCCUUCCAAGGCAAGAUGCAGGUUGCGCGCCACCGCAUGGUCAAUUCGCUCAUGAAAGACGAGAUGGCUCAAGAAGGUGGAAUCCACGCCCUUCAGCUCACGACGCGGACUCCAGAAGAGGAGGAGAGUAGACGGCAGAAAGAGGCAGCGCAGGCAUGAGACCUGACAAUGGAUGACUUCAGAUACCCAAAGACACUUGGAGCAGACUUGUACAACAUUGAUUUCACUUGCAUUAAGUGAGAACUAAAAGAAAGGGCUGCAUCCCUUGAGACUAACGAGUGACGGGGGUUUAGCUAAGUAAAUCAUUCCCAUAUCGGCCAGUCACCGCUUCUUACAUCGCAAUUUUCGUCACUUUCCCAGCCCUGUUUAACCAGUCCAAGAAACCUAUCAAAUCAGUCAAUAACGACUUUCCUACUGUCACACGCGAAACGUACCUUUCAGCUAUCCCGUCCAUCACACGGCCCUUCCGUCUUCACACAGCUCGUCCUUCUACCCAA
Molecule: messenger RNA, 773 nt
Organism: Cucurbitaria berberidis CBS 394.84
Lineage: Eukaryota; Fungi; Ascomycota; Dothideomycetes; Pleosporales; Cucurbitariaceae
Product: bola-like protein
Exons: 4
Coding region: 106-435 (109 amino acids)
Source: RefSeq, a predicted model, not a curated record